Messenger RNA from Amphimedon queenslandica, 10050 nucleotides. RefSeq lists its product as uncharacterized. The transcript has 43 exons. Gene Ontology annotation, biological process: G protein-coupled receptor signaling pathway; cell surface receptor signaling pathway. Gene Ontology annotation, molecular function: protein binding; G protein-coupled receptor activity. The record is from RefSeq and is a predicted model, not a curated record. Gene Ontology annotation, cellular component: membrane. NCBI's taxonomy places the organism in Eukaryota, Metazoa, Porifera, Demospongiae, Haplosclerida, Niphatidae.
GAUUUGCAAAGCCGCUUCGGAGCAAAGCAAGUUCUAUCAUGACUAUGUCUUUUCUAUCUACUUUGUCUGCCGUUCUGCUCCUUCUCCAUUUUCUCUUUUUUCCUGCUUCGUCUCAGUCUGACUGCUCUCUACCUUCCCAGUCAAAUAUAACUCAUUUUAUCACAGAAUUCCUUAUUCACAAUAAUGGAAGUGUGGAAUAUUCUCCUACAAUCAUUGGUUCUGUGCAUUAUGUAUGCCAAGCUCAAGGCAGCAGUAGAGGUACCUACAGAUCUCUCUCCAUCAUUGCUACCUACACUCCUAAUCCUGGGCAGUCUCAGACAAGAGGCAUAUUCCAGUUAAUGUGUAGCUCUGAAUCAUGGGAACCUGAUCUUGAUGGAGGAAUUCCUGUACCAGUGUCUGGGCUCAUUGAUAUACCCACUCGCACUGACUGUCUGCUCUGCAAUCAUAGCUUUGGUAGUGAUAGGUGUCAUGCCUGUGACAGUAGUUGCAAUACUGGUCUCAGAAGAUGUGUUGGCUCACAGACCAAUUGCUGUUCUUAUUUCUCUUCAUCUGAUCAGUGUACCACACAAUGCCCCACUAACUUUAAUGCAUCUGCUUCUAAUGGCUUCAUUUGUACAUGUAUUACUGGAUCAAUCCGUCUUACUGGUGGUUCACAUGAUUGGGAAGGAAGAGUGGAAGUGUGUAAUAAUGGAUCAUGGGGCACUGUCUGUGAUAAUAACUGGGACUCCACUGAUGCAGCAGUAGUGUGUAGACAACUAGGCUGGGGAACAAGUGGAACUGCUAGAACAAAUGCCUACUUUGGUCAGGGUACUGGUAGUAUCCUCCUGGAUAAUGUUCAGUGCACAGGAACUGAACUGUUUCUAGCAAACUGUGCAUUUACCUCAAAUCACAACUGUAGACAUUCAGAGGAUGCUGGAGUGAGUUGUUCGAUACCUCUACCCAUCAUGCACUCACCAGGUUGUAUUGAUAGAUCCAUUCGUCUUGUUGGUGGUACAAACAGCAUGGAGGGACGUGUUGAGGUAUGCAGUGGUGGAGUGUGGGGUACAGUCUGUGAUGACUCCUGGGACAACACUGAUGCUAGUGUUGUAUGUAGACAGCUAGGAUAUGGUCCAGGAACUGCCUUUGGCAGUGCCUACUUUGGACAAGGAACUGGAACAAUUGUGAUGGAUGAUGUUCAUUGUACUGGGACUGAGUCUUACCUUACUAAUUGUAUACACAUCACAAAUCACAACUGUGGCCAUUCUGAAGAUGCAGGAGUCAGAUGUGGUUCAUGUAUUACUGGAUCAAUUCGUCUUGUCAAUGGUUUACAUGAUUGGGAAGGAAGAGUGGAAGUGUGUGUUCAAGGAUUAUGGGGCACAGUCUGUGAUGAUUCUUGGGGUUCCCCUGAUGCAGCAGUAGUGUGUAAACAACUAGGCUGGGGAACAAGUGGAACUGCUCUAUCAAAUGCCUACUUUGGUCAGGGUACUGGUAGUAUCCUACUGGAUAAUGUUGAGUGCACAGGAACAGAACAGUUCUUGACAAACUGCACACACUUGAGCACUCAUAACUGUAAUCACUAUGAGGAUGCUGGAGUAGCUUGUCAUGUUUGUACUCCUGGUACUGUGCGUCUUGUUAAUGGAGCAAACUCCAAUGAAGGGAGAGUAGAACUGUGUCAAAAUGGAAAGUGGGGUACAGUCUGUGAUGACUCCUGGGACAACACUGAUGCUAGUGUUGUAUGUAGACAGCUUGGUAUAGGAACAUUUGGAAUAGCUCUCAGCAAUGCAUACUUUGGUCAGGGAAAUGUAUCGAUAUUACUGGAUGAUGUUGCCUGUGAUGGAACUGAACAAUUUCUAGCAAACUGUACAUACACUUCAAAUCACAACUGUGGACAUUCAGAGGAUGCUGGAGUAAUGUGUCUAAUUUGCAUUGAUGGAUCCAUUCGCCUUGGUGGUGGUACAAACAGCAAGGAGGGACGUGUUGAGGUAUGCAGUGGUGGAGUGUGGGGUACAGUCUGUGAUGAUCUCUGGGACAACACUGAUGCUAGUGUUGUAUGUAGACAGCUGGGAUAUCAUUCUGGAACUUCAUUUGGCAGUGCUUACUUUGGACAAGGAACUGGAUCAAUUGUGAUGGAUGAUGUCCGUUGUAAUGGAACUGAAUCUUACCUUACUAACUGUACACACACCAAAAGUCACAACUGUGGCCAUUCUGAAGAUGCAGGAGUCAGAUGUACUCCAUGUAUUACUGGAUCAGUCCGUCUUGUUGGUGGUUCACAUGAUUGGGAAGGAAGAGUGGAAGUGUGUGUUAAUGAAUCAUGGGGCACUGUCUGUGAUGAUUUGUGGGACUCCACUGAUGCAGCAGUAGUGUGUAGACAACUAGGCUGGGGAACAAGGGGAACUGCUCUAUUAUUUGCCUACUUUGGUCAGGGUACUGGUAGUAUUCUCCUGGAUGAUGUUCAGUGCACAGGAACAGAACAGUUCUUGACAAACUGCACACACUUGAGCACUCAUAACUGUAUUCACCAUGAGGAUGCUGGAGUAGCUUGUCAUGUUUGUACUCCUGGUACUGUGCGUCUUGUUAAUGGAGCAAACUCAACUGAAGGAAGAGUAGAACUGUGUCAUAAUGGAAGGUGGGGUACAGUCUGUGAUGACUCCUGGGACAACACUGAUGCUAGUGUUGUAUGUAGACAGCUUGGUAUAGGAACAUUUGGAACAGCUCUGAGCAAUGCAUACUUUGGUCAGGGAAUUGGAUCAAUAUUACUGGAUGAUGUUGCCUGUGAUGGAACUGAACAAUUUCUAGCAAAUUGUACAUACACUUCAAAUCACAACUGUGGACAUUCAGAGGAUGCUGGAGUGAUGUGUCCAGGUUGUAUUGAUGGAUCUAUUCAUCUUGUUGGUGGUACAAACAGCAAAGAGGGACGUGUUGAGGUAUGCAGUGGUAGAGAAUGGGGUACAGUCUGUGAUGAUCUCUGGGACAACACUGAUGCUAGUGUUGUAUGUAGACAGUUGGGGUAUGACUCAGGAACUUCAUUUGGCAGUGCCUACUUUGGACAAGGAACUGGAUCAAUUGUGAUGGAUGAUGUCCGGUGUGUUGGAACUGAAUCUUACCUUACUAACUGUACGCACACUGUGUAUCACAACUGUGGCCAUUCUGAAGAUGCAGGAGUCAGAUGUACUCGUAUAUACUUGAGGUAUAGAGGAGACUACUAUCCCAAUGUAUCAUACUUUCAUGAUGCAACCAUCAGAACACACCACCUGAUGUGUGUAGCCCCUGGAUCUACUUUGAAUGGUGGACAGUGGGUUAGAGCUAUUGAUGGAGAUCCUGUUACCUGUGACAGCAACAGUGACACUGAUCCAUUUCGCUGUAAUAGCCUUUCCUCACCAAAUGCUAGUCUAAGUCUGUACUUACCAAAUGGGCAAUCUCUUUUGUCCAACAGAGAAGGAUUUUAUAAGUGCUGUUUACCUAGAGGCUGUUCAGAUCCCAAUACUAAUAUCAUUACAGUUAAUAUAUUCAGGUGGGCUCAAAUUGCUGGGAUAAAAUUUGAACUCCUUUCAGAUAUGACAAUGCUACCACAGCAAUAUGUAUUGCAUGCCAUCAAGAUUGGUCAAAUUAAUCACCAUUUUUUACUAUCUGCUACUUGGUAUUACGAGACUGGAGACACUAGCAGCAACCUUACUAGUGUAUGCAAUGAACAGCAAUACAAUUGCACUGUUGGUUCUGGAGUACUAUUGCAUACAAUUAAUGGAACAUAUGAUUUUAACAUAACUAUUACAUGGAAUGGAGAGAAUAACAAUAGUGGAAUAUUGAAUCAAGCAAACAGUAAUGGUGAUCACAUAUUUAGAUUUUAUUUACAGUUUGGCAAUCCCCAUGAGAAUGUUGUUAGGAAUCGUUAUUAUACAGUUACUGUUCCAGCAUCUACGCCAUCUGAUUUAAUUGUUACUAAUGAGACAAUUUCAAGUUUAACACUAUGUUGGAAUGCACUUGGAUCAAUUGAUGCUGAUGGAUAUGUAGUCAAUGUUACCAUAGGCACAAGUAUCAUCCAGACAGUACAAAUAGAGGGAGGAAAUAGUAAUAAAACAAGACUGGAGGGCCUAGCAUCUGGAACCAUCUACAGCAUAACUAUAAGAGCAUAUCAGCAAUUACUGGGACCAGCUAGUAGUGCAAUAUUGGGACAAACAUUACAAGUAUGUACUGCUGGAUCAAUCCGUCUUGUUGGUGGUUUACACGAUUGGGAAGGAAGAGUGGAAGUGUGUGUUCAAGGAUUAUGGGGCACUGUCUGUGAUGAUUGGUGGGAUUCCCCUGAUGCAGCAGUAGUGUGUAAACAACUAGGCUGGGGAACAAGUGGGACUGCUCUUUCAAAUGCCUACUUUGGUCAGGGUACUGGUAGUAUCCUUCUGGAUAAUGUUGAGUGCACAGGAACAGAACAGUUUUUGACAAGCUGCACACACUUGAGCACUCAUAACUGUAAUCACUAUGAGGAUGCUGGAGUAGCUUGUCAUGGUUAGUUUCAUAAUCAAAUUGUAUUGUUAAGUAAUGGGUUUAUUACUUUAGUUUGUACUCCUGGUACUGUGCGUCUUGUUAAUGGAGCAAACUCUAAUGAAGGAAGAGUAGAACUGUGUCAUAAUGGAAAGUGGGGUACAGUCUGUGAUGACUCCUGGGACAACACUGAUGCUAGUGUUGUAUGUAGACAGCUUGGUCUAGGAACAUUUGGAACAGNCCUGAGCAAUGCAUACUUUGGUCAGGGAAAUGGAUUAAUAUUAUUAGAUGAUGUUGCCUGUGAUGGAACUGAACAAUUUCUAGCAAACUGUUCAUACACCUCAAAUCACAAUUGUGUACAUUCAGAAGAUGCUGGAGUGAUGUGUUUAGUUCCUCCAACUGUCAUUGGCACUAACAUUGACGCAGUACUAAAAGGUUCUGAAGUAACAAUAACAUUUAACAUAUUACGAGCUUUUCCUCUUGUUUCUCUUGAUGACAUCAUUUGGUCCUUCAUCAGUAUUAAUGAUGCUGAAUCAAGACCCAUACUUCUUAAUGUUACUUGUGCUGAAAUGAAUGAAGCAAUAUGUGUUGAUUCUAAGCGUUAUGAGAGAUAUAAUUUUAUGUUUGAUCAUAAUCUAACAACUUUGACUAUACAAGAUGUUCAAGUUGAGGAUUAUGGUACGUUUAUACUUAGUGCAUCUAAUUCAGCUGGAGUUGGCAGCUAUAACCAUUCAUUAAGUGUUAUUGUCCCAGCCCUGCUUGGCAAUGUUAAAGGUGUGGUCUUUAAUGAAACUAAGAACCAAAGCCAAGUCAUUAACAUUACAAUGAACUGUACUGCUGAUGGAAUUCCCAAGCCGGGCAUAAUCUGGUUCUAUAACGAUGCUAUUUUGAAUCUUAAACCACGUGUGACAAUUGUUCAACAGGAUCUCGACCGCACAAUAAGAGAUGAUGUUGUUCAUCCAGAUGGUACUUCUGUGAUUAGUAUACUCAGUAUUAGCAAUGCUAAUCAGAGAGAUGACAGUGGUAGAUAUGUUUGUCAAGCAGAGAAUAUUGGAGGACGGUCUUUACUUACUCCUCCUAAUGAUCUUAUCAUCAAUGUUGUCCUUUCUGUAACAAACUACAAAGUAUCAAAUGGCUCCAGUCCUACAUUAUUAUGUAUGCAUGUAGACUCACCAAUAACUACAGCAAUGUGGAGUUUUAAUGGAAAUGUACUAAGUAAUAGCUCCAAGUAUACCCUCACUGCUAACUCAACACAGCUUGUUAUAAAUAAUGUGAUCUUAUCAGAUGCUGGUGUAUAUUACUGUCAAGCUAGUAAUAGAGGUGGAUCAUCUACUGCAGGAAUUAAUCUUGAUGUACAAGUUCCAGCUGUAGUGAGGGCUGAUUUUAAAACUGUAAAUACUGUCAUUAAUGCUACUUCAACUAUUUCAUUUACUAUCAUUAAUGGGAACGAAUUAAGUUAUACCACUCAAUGGCAUUUUAUGCAACUUGGCACUAAUUCAUACAUUUCUCUUAGCUCAAAGAUUUUUGAUUCCACUCAUUUGUCAGAUGAUGGUCUCACAUUAAUGUUACCAUCUUCUCAGUUACAUCAUAGAGGAACAUACAGGAUUACUGUGAGCAAUCUUGCUGCUAAUGUCACUGCAACUGCUAAUUUUGAUGUGUUUGUCCCUGCUAAAUUGCUAUACACAGCUGGUGUGAGUUUAGAGAAGGAGAGAAGACAGAAUGUAUCAUUCAACUGUACUGCUGAUGGAAUACCAAUGCCUACCAUUGUGUGGAGGAAAGAUGGUCAUUUAAUUAUUCCAUUUCAUAAAAGGAGUAUAACAGUACGAAGCUCAACUGGUUUUCGCUCAAGCAUAAUACCAGGAGUAUUACAGACUACUAGCAUCUUGACUAUUAGUGAUCUUACUGGAUCUGAUGAUGGCAGAUAUUCUUGCAGAGCUGAUAAUAAAGCAAAUAUUGGAACUGUUUUGAUAAAGCCUUUUAUUCUCACUAUUGUGGAACCUCCUCCACCUAAUUUCUGCCUUGGUUCCCCAUGUGUAAAUGGGGAUUGUCACAGUUUGUUUGAUGGCUAUUACUGUGUAUGUCCUGAGACACAUACUGGGAUAAACUGUGAUGAAGAAGUGAUAGUUACGAUCCCACCAGUUAUCAUUGAACCACCUCAAACAACAACUUCACGAUUAUAUUCCUCAGCCAGUCUCACUUGUAGAGCUACUGGCUCUCCUACUCCAUUGAUUUUUUGGUACAAAGACAAUAGGUUAAUUACUAAUACAAAUCCUGAUUCUUCUGUUCUGUUGUUUAAUGAAAUGUCAUUGAGUGACAGAGGGUUUUAUCACUGUGUAGCUGUAAAUGUCAUUGAUGGAAAGAAUGUAUCAGUUGUUUCAUCUACAGUAUUACUUAAUAUAACAAAUGUGGUCCAAUAUGAAGCUGUGAUGACCUUACCAGUUGAUUUUUAUGACAAACUAAAUGACACAGAGUCAGAGGAUGCCAUUAGACUGUUGAUCAUGCUCAGCAAUGAUUAUCUGUCAGGGAGCAAUGUCAGUGAUACUUCAUUCUUUUUUAUUGAGAUACUUGGCAUUGAUGAAGAAGACCCUGAGCCUCAUAGUAUACCAGUAGUAGUGACUUUAGUAACUGAGAGAGGUCAAGGUGAUCAAAUGCUUUUAACUGGCGUCAGAAAUCAACUGGAUUCACUAAGGGAGCAAUUAAGAGUUGAAAUAUUUAUAGCUGCUGUCAGUAGAUUUGAUGGUUGUCUAUCAAGCUCCACUGUAAUCCCUUCUCCAUCUGGUGAUCCUGAUCUUAGCUUGACAGUUACAUGGCCUGAGACUAACAUUGGUGUAUUAGCAAUUGUUGAUUGUCCAUGUGGUACUAAUGGCACAUCAGGUGGUGGUAAGCUACAAGCUACACGUUAUUGUGGAGGUGAUUUUACUAAUGGAGCAGCAUGGCUCACACCUAAUGUGAUGAGAUGUAACUUCAGUGACUUAGCUAGAAGAAUAUGCCAUCUCUCAGACCUGCCAGUGAGUGACAGAGUUGAAGAGCUUGAGAUAUUAACUAGUAACAGUACUGUGCUGGGGGCCACUGAAGUGGCGGCAAGUGUUAGUGUAUUACUAACUGCCACGGAUGAUCUGGCUGGAAAUUUAACAUUGACAACAACAUUUUUUGAAGUGGUUGACAACAUUUUAGUUGUAAGUCAAGAUGUCUUACAGGAAAGUCAAGAGUCAUCCAAUACCUCUUCAAGGAUACUUGAAGCCAUGAACAAUGUAGUUGAUAAUAUUCCAAUUGCAAAUACUUCAGAACCUAUCAUCGUGGCACAAAAAUCAUUUGCUGUUUCAGUCCAGGAAGUUGACCUUGAAACAUUUAGCAGAUUGGGUCAAACUUUUAGUGUCGAUAUUGCUGAUUUUACUCAACAAAAUAUCAACUCUGAGGAUCUCUCAUUUGAAAACAAUGCAGUCUCUCCACCAACUAGCACCAUUCAACUGCCUAGCAAUCUCUUCUCUUCACUGCCUGAGAAUAGUAGUAGAAUAUCUCAUGCUGUUUUUGUGACAGAUUCACUCUUUCUGAGGCGUAGUAAUCUCAGCUAUCAAAGGGUCAGUAGUGUAAUUAUAUCAGCAAGUGUUGUUGGAGCAGGAACUAUUAGGAAUUUGAAACCUCCAGUUAAUCUUGGAUUUCAACUUAAUCCAAAUGUCAUUGGGUCAUACCCACAGUGUACAUUUUGGAAUCAGUCCUUAGACGGUGGUUAUGGUGACUGGUCCAGUGAUGGUUGUACUACUUUAUCAGGUUCUGCUGGUUCACAAGUUACUUGUAACUGCAACCAUUUAACAAAUUUUGCUAUAUUACUGGAUGUGUCUCCUCUUGAUCAACCUACUGAGAGGACAGCGAUAACAUUAUUUCUUGACUCAGCAUCUUACAUUGGCAUUAUAGUGUCCAUCAUUUGUCUUAUUAUUACUAUAAUCUCUUACUUAUUGAGCAAGAAAUUAAGGUCAUCUGAUCAUGGCCAGCUACUCCUCAAUCUUUGUUUUGCUUUAUUGGGUCUCUAUCUCUCAUUCAUUGUUGCCCUACAUAGUAAGAACACAAAUGGCUUCUGUGCAUUUGCUGGUGCUGUCCUCCAAUAUUUCUUUCUUGUCACUUUUGCUAUAAUGGCUGCCGAAGCCAUCAACCUGUAUAUUAAUCUUGUGAUAGUUUUAGGACGUAAAAUACAGUCUUUUACUCUUAAAGUGACAAUAGUCUCAUGGAUUGCCCCAGUUUUUGUUGUCCUUUUGUGUUUUUCUCCAGACUACAGAAAUUACAUCAGCAACCCCCCAAAUUUUUGUCGUGCUUUCAAGGCUCCUUUUUAUAUCGGUGUGGUCCUGCCCUUCACCAUCAUAUAUAUAUUUAAUUGGAUUGUAUUUGCCAUCAUUAUAGUAUCUCUGUUACGUAAGAACUUUUCAUCAAAACUGAAGGAACUCAAGAAAGACAACUCAAAGUUUUUCUUCAGACAGCAACUGAUCAUAGCAAUUACACUGUCCAUCCUCUUUGGGUUAGGCUGGGGACUGGGUCUAUUAGUCACUCAAGAGAUUUAUACUAAUAAGACUGUUCGUGAUCUUUUUGCUGCUCUCUUUGUCUUAUUGACUGCAUUCCACGGUUUCUUUAUCUUCAUUAUGCAUUGUGUACGUUCUAAAGAUGCUCGAAGCGUAUGGAAGAGAGCUUUCUUUGGUGUCACUGGAAGAGAUUUUACUGAAUUAUCUUUGUCAACAUUUAACUAUGUGCGUGGUAAGUCUAAUGGAAGUACAAACACUCCUAUGAGGUCUCCUCAUCGUAAGGUUUCGUCUGAGAAGAGCUUGUCUACGAGGGAUUCAUUUUCUGAGGGAAAAACUUUUUAUAAGAAAGGAGGAAGUGGCCAGUCAACACAACAUGAAUGUACUAAGAAGAAAGAAGAAGAAGUGGAAGGAGAGAUAAAAGAAUUAGAAGUAAGAGCAGUAGAUAAUGACUAUGCUGCAAUUGAGGACACUGGUUUUGACUUUGAGACAGAUGGUCAAGGCACUUUGAGGUUUUACACAAAAAAAUAUCAAGACCAUGUCGAAACUCAGUUUGACUCUCUCAAUGAGGGAAAGAGUACUGAUGAGGCUAAAAAGGAAGAGGUGCCAUUAUCAAAAGAAGGAAAUGGACAUAAACUUCAUGUUAAUGUCCCCAGUUUGCUCCAGGAAGAAGAACCUGUGAAAAAGAAGGAAGCCAUUUCUGUUAAAUCUUUCCCAGAUGACGAUGAAGAUGAGAAGAGAAGGUUAAGAGAGGAAGAAGACAAAGCAUAUGAUGCCUAUCAUAAAUAAGCAUGAGAACAUUACUUUUAAAAUGAUGAAAGUUGUUUUAUUUUUGUGUGAGUUUAUAUACAUACAUCAAACUUUUAAAAAGUGAAAAAUAAGUACCUUUAAUAGCUCUCUCACUUUGCAAAACUGUGACAACUCGAAAUAUUAAUAUUGUUGUGUUAACUAAUCAUAAUUUCUGUCAGUCUGUAUGCAUGUAUUUAUUGCAAAGUUUUGUCUUUAUUACUGAUGGAGAUAUAAUGCUCAUUCCUUUCUAUUGUUUUGUUUUAUAUUACAGUGUGAAUUUGGAAGCAACAUUUAACUGACCCUG